Hibiscus syriacus is the source of this 1710-nucleotide messenger RNA. RefSeq lists its product as uncharacterized. Lineage: Eukaryota; Viridiplantae; Streptophyta; Magnoliopsida; Malvales; Malvaceae. The record is from RefSeq and is a predicted model, not a curated record. The transcript has 4 exons. Bases 303 to 1466 code for a protein of 387 amino acids.
CCAGAAAAGCCAAGAAAGAGAGAGGGUAUUUUUAUAUUUUUUAUUUGAUGAUCCAAACAGAAGCAUUUAAUCGUUUUAUCUUCUCAAAGGCCCCCUCUUCUAAUUCUUCACCCUAAUAUCACCCUUUUUACUCUCUGCUCAUACAUUUUGCCCCCAAAAAAGCCCAUAAAAUCUUUGACCAGAAAAAUGGAUUAAAAGUGAACAUGCACUUGGAGAUAUUUCAAGAAAACCCAGAAAAAACCUAAUUUUAAUUAAGAAAAGCGGCAAAGGAACCAAAAAGAUUUUGUUGGAGGGGGUUUCUGAUGGUGAGCCCCGAUGAACCCAACAUAAAGGCCAUUGAUGCGUCGGUGGGUGGCUUGGUUUGGGUCCGACGCAGAAACGGUUCUUGGUGGCCGGGUCGGAUUGUGGGCCUUGACGAGCUCUCCGAGGUUUGUUUGGUUUCUCCAAGAUCCGGUACCCCUGUUAAGCUUCUUGGUCGUGAUGAUGCAAGCGUGGACUGGUAUAAUCUUGAGAAGUCUAAGAGGGUGAAGGCCUUCCGUUGCGGAGAAUAUAACGGAUGUAUUGAGAGAGCAAAGGCUUCAGCAGCAAAUUCUUGCAAGAAAGCAGUGAAAUAUGCUCGAAGAGAAGAUGCUAUUCUUCAUGCACUUGAGAUUGAGAGCACACGUUUAGGCAAGGAUAAUCCUGAUUAUUUCUCUAGAAAAGAUAAUUCUAGCUGUGACAAGGGUAGUUCAGCCAGAGAAUCACCCACCAUGUCUCAUUCUGGGGAAGAAAAUGAGGAUAUGUAUGAUGAAAUGAGUGGAUCUGAGGAUGCUUCAGAUUCAGCUCCAGAAUUACCUCAGUCUGGCAUAUCCUUUGAAGAACCAAAUCAUCUUAAUGGUACGAAGGGGUGCUCUAAGCUGAUAAAGAGAAGGAAAACCCCAAAUGAUUCCGAGGAUGAUGGAUCUCAAAGAAUAAAGCGAAUGAAAGGACUUGAGGAUCUAGGUAUGGGUGUAGGAUCAAAAAGAAAAUCCCAGGCUGCAGGUUCACUUGAGCUAGUUCAACAUGAUAAUGCUUCAUUCUAUGGACCAAAUACUGGAAGUUGCCUGUCUAAUAGAGGUCCCAUAAAUGGUAGCAGAAGUCAUUCAUCGUCAGUGAAAAGAAAGAGAUCUCAAGUGGAAAAUAUUCAUGAAUUCCUUAAAAGGAAAAACCGUCGUCGACCAUUAACCAAGGUUUUGGAGAGUACAGCUAUUGUGUCAGUUCCAGUUGUUUGUGAUGAACUUCCAAGCCCAAGUUGUUCACCCUUAGGGGACUUUCUGACAGCAAGGUUUCAGGAAUUGGUUCACGCAAAAUUGCACCUACUGGAGUUUCAUGUGAGAAUGGUGUCUCAAAUGCUUCUGAACGUGUUGCCGAUGCUGGUGCUGAUUGUGAUGCAUCUCUUACUUAUAAUAAGACAAAAGAAAAUGAAAUUUCCGGCUUACCAGAGUUAGUUGAAAAUGAAUCUUCUAACAGGUUAUUUGAUGUACCAUUUGUUGGAGAAGAUAAGCCAUCUGCAGAUUUUUCUCCAAUAUUUGUAUCUUGUUCAACUGAGACACCUGAAGUUGGUGAUUUGGGAAGGCAAACUGAAAUUGAGGGGCAUAAUGAGUCUGGUUGUACCAAAUCUGUGGAUGUUCAUGCACCUAGUAUUAGCCAGAGGAUGGAGAAAGGAACUGCUGAGUGGCAGUUAAAAGGAAA